Cimex lectularius (bed bug) is the source of this 3059-nucleotide messenger RNA. It is a transcript of the gene Hydr2, whose product is annotated as abhydrolase domain-containing protein 2. Bases 460 to 1683 code for a protein of 407 amino acids. The transcript is spliced from 8 exons. Gene Ontology annotation, biological process: sperm capacitation; medium-chain fatty acid biosynthetic process; steroid hormone receptor signaling pathway. Gene Ontology annotation, molecular function: acetylesterase activity; monoacylglycerol lipase activity. Gene Ontology annotation, cellular component: sperm plasma membrane; sperm flagellum. NCBI's taxonomy places the organism in Eukaryota, Metazoa, Arthropoda, Insecta, Hemiptera, Cimicidae. The record is from RefSeq and is a predicted model, not a curated record.
AUUCGACUUACUUGCAAGAUCUUCUGUCUUCAAUCCAUUUUAUUUUUAUACGAGGGGUGGUUAAAAAUUAUUUGCCCUGUUGAAUUGGUUAAUGUUUCAAAUAUUUAGCAAGGCAAGGUCACCGUUAGUCGUAUUAGUCGUGGUUUUCCAAGGGGCGUGACCAUUGGUUAGCGAGUGGAACCACGGGAGUGGUGGCAUUGUCCGGUGGAGGUGGUAGCUACGUGUUCAACGUUCAACCAGGUUUACGCCUUUACGGUUCCAGUCGGCAAGAGAAUGUGUUUAGGGUUGUUGUUCUCUCGUCCCCGGUUUAUCUCGAUACGUAUUUACUCUUUGACUCACGCAUUUUAGUUCCGACAGUUUCACCCGAGGACUAUCAGAACCGUCUGAGCCGAAUUGGCCUGAUAGACCUCACGAGGUACGCACCGAUGAAUAUUGACAGAAAGGAAUAAUCUGUAAACCAUGUCUGCCGCACUGGUGGCUAUCGUCGCCGUUUUUUUAUGGUUCGUCUUCAAAGUGCUGAAUAUCAACAGCCAAUCUCAGAAACCGAGGGUAUACUGCAACGACACGGACUUCUUGGCCGUCCUGGUCAAGAUGGUACCCAAUCUGGACGAGUCGUACUUUCCGACGAGGCUGUGGGGAUACAACGGUCACAUCCAGACCAUUGUGCACAGCAUUAUCGGUAGGGUUAAGUGUCCGUGGCCGAUCGGAGAGCGGUGCGUGCUGGUGCUGUCCGACGGAAGUACUCUCACCUUCGAUCUGUAUCAGCCGAUAGUCAAAGCCAAAUGUGAUUUGACUAUUGUGGUCGUACCAGGGAUAUGCAACACAUCAGAAAGUGUUUAUAUAAGGACUUUUGUGCAUUACGCUCAAUGCCAUGGAUUCAGGUGCGCUGUCCUGAACCACCUAGGAGCACUCAGCUCCGUUCCUUUGACUGCUCCUAGAAUAUUUUCAUACGGUCACACAGGCGACCUGUACGAGAUGGUCGAACAUAUUUCUAAAAGGUUUCCAUCUUCCAAAAUCGUAUGCUUGGGAUACAGCAUGGGAGGAAACCUUGUGACGAAGUAUUUGGGUGAAACGAUUCACCCUAAGCCAAAGAACAUAGUGGGAGCUGUUUCUAUAUGCCAGGGUUAUGAUAUUGUAAGAGGUACUUUUUGGCUUCUCCAAUGGCAAAAUUUCCGACGAUUCUACCUCUAUGCCAUCACCGAAGCGAUGAAAAAUAUUAUUCUGAGGCAUCGGUCAACCCUUCUGUCUGAGAAUGCUAAACAGGAGUACGGCCUAGCGGAAAAGGAAAUAAUAGCAGCUGCCACUUUGCCAGAGUUGGACGAUGCAUAUACAAGGAAGGUGCACGGUUUCACGAACCUGUCAGAAUUGUACGAAUGGAGCAGCAGUAUUAAUUACCUUAAGAAUAUCAACGUUCCUAUUGUUUUUGUUAAUUCUUUAGACGACCCUUUGAUCCCUGAUGUACUUCUAGACCCUCUCAAGGAACAUGCAAGUACAAAUGAAAAAACUGCGUACGUCGAAUUGCUUCACGGAGGUCAUUUGGGCUUCUACGAAGGCGGUUUCCUUUAUCCGAACACAGUUACUUGGCUCGAUAGGACCCUUAUCGACAUGGUGGCAAUGUUUGAUUCUCUCCCCAUGUUAAAACUGCCUCAUAAAAGCUCACACGCGUCUGAAAUCAAUUUUUAAAGGCUGAGCAGCACAACUAUAAACAAAAAGAAAAAAAACCUAAGUAAUUUUCCUUCAGUGAUUUUAGUUCUUUUAAGAAUAUAUACAAUAAGUUUGUGUUGUAUUUUCAUUUUUAACAAUGCUUAUUAAAAAAAAAAAUGUCUUUUCUUUUUCUUUUCUAUUUAAAUUCAGUUGUAUUUGUUCCAUAGAGGCUUAUAAGGAUACUUAAAAUGUACAUCCAAUUUCAAAAUCUGGGGAAAGGGUUUCAAAUUAAAGUAUUCUUAAGUGCACUUAAAGAUAUAUUUUCUUAAAAGAUUUAUUAUAUUCACUCUUCUGAUCAAACAAGAAAGGUAUCAAUAACUAAAAGUAAUUUUUAUGGGUGUUAGCCAUAGUCAAUUUACAACGUUGUUUAAUGGUUAUUAAUAAAAAAGUAUUAAAAACGUUAUUUCUAAGCUCAAAUAUGAAUAUAUGAUGUUAACUUCUUUAUAUAGCUUUUUUCUGUUAAAUUGGUACUUUUUUCUACCAAUUUAAUACUUUUUCCAACUAAAUUAGUGCUUUUCCCAAGCGAUUUAAUACUUUUUCCAACCAACUUAGUACCCUUCGCAAGCAAAUUAAUACUUUUCCCGAGCAAUUUAAUACUUUUCAAAUGUGGUAGGGUAAAGGGGGAUAUCAAACAAUCAUACUGUCAAGAAACGAAAUUUAUUAUUGAAAAUAAGAAAAUUAACAAAAAUUUAUUUUAUAGUCAAUGCAGGGGACAUCCAGCAACCGCUGAUGGUAAUUUCAGUAUCACGACCAUGAACUGCUGGUACAGUGACAACAGCUCUCGUGUUAACCCUUGAACGUGUACGUGUCCGCCGCAAAUGUAGAUUAAAUCCUGAUUUAUCUAUAAAAAUUAAUUUUGCACGAUUUUGGGGGACCCAUAUUACAAAAUCCAUUGCAAACUGCCUUCGUUGUUGUACCGUUGACUCAGAAUUCAUGCGAUCUAUUUCAAUGGACGCUCGCUUCAAAGUUAUUUUUAUUGACGUUAGCCCUCGAUGUGUUGAAGAAAUAGACAAAUUUAUGUUGUGUAAUGAAAGCUGUUCUUUAAUAUCUUGUAAUGAUAGGCCCGCGUUUCGAAUGCCUUUUAAAUAAGUAUUAAUUUGCUUGGGAAAAGUAUUAACUUUUCCUUAAAGUAGAAAGGUACUAAUUUGGUUGGGAAAAAUAUUAAAUUGCUUGAGAAAAGUAUUAAAUCACUUGGGAAAAGUACAAAUUGGUUGGAAAAGGUUUUAAAUUGGUAGAAAAAGUACCAAUUUGACUGAAAAAAAGCUAUAUUUAUGUAAGUAUGUGUGUUAUAUUGUACCAAUAAAUUGUACUCUUGUUACAGUAUUUUUAUAAUUAAAACUCGUUUUUUCUCGUUA